UGAAGCGAUGACGCGAACUGGAAUAAAUAGAAACUAGCUAUAUAGCUAGUUAGCUAGCUAAGUCACUUGGCUAGGUAGGAUAAGCAUUUCUAGAUAGCUGACGGUAACUGAUGUUCGUGGACAGCGUUUAACCAGGACGUAUACGAAACGGCUGCUGUCCCGGAUUUACCGUUGCCAUCAUGGCACGAACACUCGUGUUUAUUUUAUGUUUCGUUUACAUCUUUUCACUGGUGAAUUCCCAAGAAGCAGUUUUACACGUGUCAGAUGGAUCAUCAAGUAAAGAGUACUGCCUUGUUUACAAUUCUUCCUGGACUAAUCUUUCAACCUCUCUCAGCAAUGCUGUGGAGUACCAGUUGGUGAACAUGACGUCGACCUUCCUCUGCAGUGCAUCCGGUGUAGGGCCGACAGCACUGAUAGGAAAAGCUGUGGUGGUGAUGAAUGGGGACUGUGAUUUCAGCCAGAAAGCAUUGAUUGCCCAAGACCUCGGUGCCACAGUGAUCCUCAUUGCCAGCAAAACAACCAUGUUAACCCCAUCAGCAAAUGAGACCAACUAUGGAAAAGUCAAGAUUCCGCUGGCGCUCGUGAGAUACAGGGACAUACUGGACGCACAACAGACGUUUCCGGAUGGUAUGUCAGUGAGGCUGUACGCUCCCCCAGUGCCUGUGUUAGACAUCAGCAUCCUCAUUAUGUUGUUUCUCAGUGUCUUCACCGUUGCCAUGGGUGCCUACUGGAGCGGGGUCUCUGAAAGGGACAGGUUGAGCGCUGGUCCUGCCGUGGUGGAUAGCGGAGAGAAAGAGUCCAGCAGUGACUUGUCUCUUUACUCCCCGCUCAAAGUCGUUAUCUUCGUGGCGCUGAUGAGCGCAAUGCUGGUGCUGAUGUAUUUCUUCUACAAGUGGCUGGUGUACGUCAUCAUUGUCGUGUUCUGUCUCGCCUCCGCGACGGCCCUACACAGCUGCCUGGAAGCAGUCAUGGAGAGCAUUGGCCUUGCAGCCUGCAACUUCUCCUGCCUGGGCAGAGCGUGCUCCGUGAGGUCACUGCUGCUGGCUGCCGUCUCUGUCUCUGUGGCUGUGGUCUGGGGGGUGUACAGGAAUGAGGACAGAUGGAUCUGGAUUUUGCAGGAUUUGCUGGGUAUUGCAUUCUGUUUGAACUUCAUGAAGACCAUAACUGUGUCCAAUUUCAAGGUGUGCGUCAUCCUGCUGAGCCUGCUGGUCCUCUAUGACGUGUUCUUCGUCUUCAUCACGCCUUUCUUUACUCCAGACGGAGAGAGCAUCAUGGUUCAAGUUGCACUCGGCCCGGAGUCCUCGGGGGAGAAGAACGGAGGCAACAUGGUGGAGGUGCCGGCUGAGCCCACAGCUCCCUAUGAGAAACUGCCUGUGGUUAUGCGAGUGCCGAGGUUUUCGGCCUGGGCUCAGAACCUGUGUGGGAUGCAGUUCUCCAUUCUUGGAUACGGGGACAUAAUUGUGCCAGGCUUGCUGGUGGCCUACUGCCACAGGUUUGAUGUGUGGACCAACAGCCCCAGGAAGAUCUACUUUGUGACCUGCACCAUAGCCUAUUUCUUUGGUAUGGUUGUGACAUUUGUGGUCAUGAUCUGGUCCAAGAUGGGACAGCCCGCUCUGCUCUACCUGGUGCCUUUCACCCUCCUCAGCAGUGCCAUGGUCGCGUGGCGGAGAAAGGAGAUGAGACAGUUCUGGAAUGGGAGCACUUAUGAAGUGUUGGACUCGUCAACAGGACCUUUAUUACAAGAUGGAGCACCAGGAUAUGACAGUGGAGGAGGAAAAUGCUGACUUUCAUAAGUAAUCUAGGGUGGAGCUGUGUUGUUGGUUUUUUUUUUUUUUGUUAUUUUUUUUA
Molecule: messenger RNA, 1848 nt
Organism: Megalops cyprinoides (Indo-Pacific tarpon)
Lineage: Eukaryota; Metazoa; Chordata; Actinopteri; Elopiformes; Megalopidae
Product: signal peptide peptidase-like 2A
Exons: 17
Coding region: 180-1784 (534 amino acids)
Biological process (GO): membrane protein proteolysis
Cellular component (GO): cytoplasmic side of endoplasmic reticulum membrane; lumenal side of endoplasmic reticulum membrane; Golgi-associated vesicle membrane
Molecular function (GO): aspartic endopeptidase activity, intramembrane cleaving
Source: RefSeq, a predicted model, not a curated record